UUUUCACUUCCGGGUCUUUAGACGUCAUCGGAAAGCGGUUGUGUGUCUUUUGUAGAGGAAAAUAAAAGAUAAAAAAAUGACUAAACUGGAGAUGUUGAACGUGUUUCUCAAGGACAGAUUGACGCUGGCAGCCGAGGAGAUUUUCCAGGCCGUCAAAAAGAUUCUUAUUGAUUUUCAGAAUGAAAAAGAAGAAAAUGAUCGUCUUCAUCGAGUCUUCAUCAUGCCCCAUGCAGAAGCUCCAUCUGUCCGGCUGCAAGGAGAUGAUCGAGCGAGCGAAUGCGAAAGGAAAAGCGGUGUACAACUGCAAGCGCACGUUAAAGAGGAGGCCGAACUUCAGGACAUUCCCAGCAUUUGCGUGCUUGACGCCAGAUACCCCAAGGAGGAAGCGUGUGGUCAACCGAGGUCAAAUUCUCCAUCCGUUCAAACUACCUCUCCUCCAACUCGGCCGUGCAAGGAGACGAAAAGAAACGGGAGCAACGAGGACGGCUUUCCAGUCAGCUCCUCGUCUUCCACGCAGACGGUGGUGCGUUCAGGCUGGGGAGCAACCGGCAGCGAUCUUCAUGGCACUUUGAAAAAAGUUCCAUCGGCGUCCGUCAGAAAGCAAGGCAAAGAACUACUUUGGUCAAACAGAAAGCAAAGCGUAAACACGCUAAAAAGCGGCACCAAACCCGUGAAGCCGCCAGCUCCUCCUUCCUCUCACUCCGCCCUCCAGCGGUGGCACGGCUGUAAAGAAUGCGGCAAAGGAUUCAGCUUUGCCUGCCAGCUGGAGGUCCACAUGCGUUGGCACAGGAAGGAGAGGCCGUACAGUUGCGCCGUGUGCCCCAAGAGCUUCACCACCGUCAGCAUGCUGAAGAGACACCAUCGCAUCCACACCGGAGAGAAACCCUUCCGCUGCCACGUCUGCGACAAACGCUUCAAUCAGUCUGCACACCUGAACACGCAUUUUAGGCUGCACACCAGACAGGCGGGCGGCUGGAACUCACCGCCGUACCCGAGAAACCCCCAGUCUACUUUGUAAAGUCUGUCCUUAUGUAACUCUAUACAUACUGUGUGUCUCCAUUGUAUUAAAUGUAUUCUGUUCACGUUGUUUUGUUCAGCUAACGUCCAUUUUGUGCAAAAAAACAAACAUUUUGGAUUUUCAAAUAUCUCUACCAAAGUAUUUGGAGUAGUUUUUAUGAUAUACUGUACGCACAUGUUCAAUACUUUAAAACCGGUUGAAAAAUUGCAAUGCAUGAUGCCAGUGUUUCCAGGAAGCUAAUGGGAAUGUUCUUCCAGACGUCCAUAAAGUUUACUCAGUUGGAUUCAGAUCAGGGGAACAGAAGAUGCAGUCCGGUCCAAAAGAGUCCUGUUGAAAAAAGCCAGUCAUUACCACACAUAUGAGGGCCUUCUCCGGCUGCCGUUUGACGCCCCUGCACAACCUGAAAGCUCCAUUUUUUUUCAUUGAAGGAUCGUGAUGGCACCCCCUCGGCUGCAGUAACGUCGGAAGCCAUCAGUACUCUCAAGAGGGAAUCAAACUUCAUUCCACCUUUCAAUGUCCAAUGUUUGGUACUCAUGCAAAUUCCAAAUUGGGUAAUUUUUUUGCCGUUGAAGGACUCGGAACCAGUAAUCAGUAAUAGUCCCAUGUCUUGACGGACAGCUAAAUGUUUCUGUCUUACUCCCUUUUGAAGUUCAUGUCAGAACCUCCUUAAAAAUCCAACAGUGUGAAAUAAAAAAUUAAAUUCCUACAUUUUUUUAAACUGCUCUUAAAAUUUUGUUCAGGGGUGUACCACCACAGACCAUAAACCAUAACACAAACAUAACCAUAAAAUACUGCUUUUCAUAGAUGUUGGUAUGUAAGUAACAUAGUUUGUAUGUGUUGUACGUUUGUCUAAUUCCUUAAAUUAUACAUUUUUGCUCAUUUUUUCCAAUAUAUAAUAAAGUCUAU
Doryrhamphus excisus (bluestripe pipefish) is the source of this 1924-nucleotide messenger RNA. RefSeq lists its product as uncharacterized. Gene Ontology annotation, molecular function: DNA-binding transcription factor activity, RNA polymerase II-specific; RNA polymerase II cis-regulatory region sequence-specific DNA binding. Gene Ontology annotation, biological process: regulation of transcription by RNA polymerase II. NCBI's taxonomy places the organism in Eukaryota, Metazoa, Chordata, Actinopteri, Syngnathiformes, Syngnathidae. The record is from RefSeq and is a predicted model, not a curated record.